AUGGAUGCAAGCAAGACGAAGCUCGGCGUGGACCAUCCCGACACGCUGACGAGUAUGUCCAACCUGGCAUCGACGUAUAGGAACCGGGGCCGAUGGGAGGAGGCGGAACAGCUCUUGUUGCAGGUCAUAGAGACUCGCAAGACGAAGCUCGGCGUGGACCAUCCCAACACGCUGACGAGUAUGUCCAACCUAGCAUCGACGUAUUGGAACCAGGGCCGAUGGGAGGAGGCAGAACAGCUCUUCGUGCAGGUCAUUGAGGCGAGCAAGACGAAACUCGGCGUGGACUAUCCCGACACGCUGACCAGUAUGGCUAACCUGGCAUCAACGUAUUGGAACCAGGGCCGAUGGGAGGAGGGGGAACAGCUCGAGGUGCAGGUCAUUAAGGCGAGCAAGAUAAAGCUUGGCGUGGACCAUCCCGACACGCUGACGAGUAUGGCCAACCUGGCAUCGACGUAUAGGAACCAGGGCCGAUGGGAGGAGGCGGAACAGCUCGAGGUGCAGGUCAUGGAGACUCGCAAGACGAAGCUCGGCGUGGACCAUCCCGACACGCUGACGAGUAUGGCCAACCUAGCGGUGACGUAUUGGAAUCAGGGCCGAUGGGAGGAGGCGGAACAGCUCGAGGUGCAGGUCAUGGAGACUCGCAAGACGAAGCUCGGCGUGGACCAUCCCGACACGCUGAUGAGUAUGGCCAAUCUCGCUUUUACCUGGAAAUCUUCAGGCUAUAAUACCCAAGCCCUCGAGUUACUACGAGAUUGCCUGGCCAAGCAGAAGCAAAUACUUGGGCUCAAUCAUUACGGUACCAUAUCCAGUUCUCAAACUUUACUGGAGUGGGAAACAGAGAUGUUGGAUAUUGGUAGUAGAUGA
Molecule: messenger RNA, 864 nt
Organism: Penicillium subrubescens
Lineage: Eukaryota; Fungi; Ascomycota; Eurotiomycetes; Eurotiales; Aspergillaceae
Product: kinesin light chain
Exons: 1
Coding region: 1-864 (287 amino acids)
Cellular component (GO): kinesin complex
Molecular function (GO): protein binding
Source: RefSeq, a predicted model, not a curated record